Messenger RNA from Hordeum vulgare subsp. vulgare (domesticated barley), 617 nucleotides. RefSeq names its product cytochrome b-c1 complex subunit 8-1, mitochondrial-like. The record is from RefSeq and is a predicted model, not a curated record. The coding region runs from base 171 to 389 and encodes 72 amino acids. Gene Ontology annotation, biological process: mitochondrial electron transport, ubiquinol to cytochrome c. The transcript is spliced from 2 exons. NCBI's taxonomy places the organism in Eukaryota, Viridiplantae, Streptophyta, Magnoliopsida, Poales, Poaceae.
UUGUGGCCCAGCCGCAGCCGUCCUAUUUACCGAAUCCCUAAGCCUUGGAACGAACGAGAACGACCAAGAAGCCACCCACCCACCCCCAUCGUCCCGAGGUUGAUCGGAGCCGGAGGAGAGCGACCACACCGGGGAAGAAGGAGAAGCGGCGAGGCGAGGCGAGGAGAAAGAUGGGGAAGAUGCCGGUGCGGAUGAAGGCUGUGGUGUACGCGCUGUCGCCGUUCCAGCAGCAGGUGAUGCCGGGCCUGUGGAAGGACAUCACCACCAAGAUCCACCACAAGGUCUCCGAGAACUGGAUCUCCGCCACGCUCCUCAUCACCCCCGUCGUCGGCACCUACCAAUAUGCGAUGUACUACAAGGAGCAGGAGAAGCUGUCCCAUAGAUACUGAAUGCGAAGAGCUUUGUCGUAUGCUGCCCCUGUUGGAAUUUUCAUGUCCUAUAAUCCACCAAGAGUGAUUUAACAUUUUUGGAAUCACUUGUAGUAGCUGUACUCUUUUCCUCUUUCCAUGCAUAUGCAGUGAUGCAGUAAGUGUUGACUUGCAAACUUAUUUUGAGGCCUCAAAUGCUGACGUUAUCCAUCACUGGAGUGUGAUUGUAAAUAAAGCAAGGUAACUACA